AUGGCUCGUCUGGUUACCAGCGUUUCGCGAACGAGACGGAGCUCGUCGUACUUGUCGCUCGCGGUGUUUCUUCUCGUGCUACUCCUGCUCUUCGCGACCGUCGCUCGCUCCGCUAAGAUCACAUUCAUCAGGAAGAACGGCAAGACGUACGUGAUUAAAACGGGCGGCGACGAUUGGGACGACGAUGACGAUGAUCUGGAGGAAACGGACGGCGAGGAUGAUCCGAAGCGGGAGGGAGCAGAUUCGGCAGAAGCAGGAACCCCAGCAGGAUCUAAGAAAGCGACGAAGGAUAGCGACGAGCCUAAGCGAGGCGAGGCGAUUAAAGCCGUCAAAUCGCCCGAAUCGGCAGCGGCAGCGGCGGAAGCGGCGGCGGCGGCGGCGCUAGCGGCAAUGGCGGACGAUCCGCUGGUGGAGAAGUAUAAACAGGAGCCGUUGGAUCCGGGAUCGUGGCGGACAGCUGUCGAGAUGCCAUUGGCGGACGUGCGCCGGCGCGCGGAGCAGGGGGACGCGGAGGCGCUGUGGGCGCUGGGGGUGAAGCGGCUGGUGGGCGCGGGGGGGCGAGGGGGAGUGGCGCGGGAUAUCCCCAAGGCGCUGCUGCUGCUGGAGCGCUCCGCGGAAAAGGGAUUCCCCCACGCGCACUCCGCGCUGGGGUUCCUCCACGCGAGCGGAUACGGAGUUCCGCUGAACCAGGUGAAAGCGUUUCUGCACCACACGUUUGCCGCGAAUGGAGGCAGCGUGCACUCCAAGAUGGCCCUCGCCUUCUCACACCUGCGCCAGCAGGAGUUUGAGCGUGGAAGGGGAUGGCAUGUGAAAGCGUUUCUCCACCACACGUUUGCUGCCAAUGGCGGCAGCGUGCAUUCCAAGAUGGCCCUCGCCUUCUCGCACCUCCGCCAGCAGGAGUUCGAGCGCGCCGCGGCGCUUUACGCUGACGUGGCAGCCAAGUCAAUGGCGGUCAACAGCCUCCCGGGGCAGGCGCCGCUGAUAGAGACGGUGCAUCUGAGCGCGGGAGGGGAGGAGAGUUUGGAGGCGACGAGAGGGCACAGGGGAGAGGCGGAUGAAACCAUUCAGGGUGGGCAGGCGCCGCUGAUAGAGACAGUGCAUCUGAGCGCUGGUGGGGAGGAGAGCCUGGAGGCGACGAGAGGGCACAGGGCAGAGGGCACAGGGCAGAGGGCACAGGGGAGAGGGCACAGGGCAGAGGGCACAGGGCAGAGGGCACAGGGCAGAGGGCACAGGGCAGAGGGCACAGGGCAGAGGGCACAGGGCAGAGGGCACAGGGCAGAGGCGGAUGAAGCCAUUCAGUUCAUCGAGUUGCAGGCAUCACGGGGAGCGGUGGAGGCCAUUCGCACGCUGGGCACGCUCUACUACUGGGGGGCGCGGGGCAUGCCGCGGGACCACGUGAGGGCGUUUGGGCUGAUGAAGAAAGCCGCUGAGAUGGACGACCUGCAUGUGAGUGGGGGACACGACAGGGAGGAGAGCUGCAGGGAGGAGAGCUGCAGGGAGGAGAGAGGAGAGAGGAGAGAGGAGAGAGGGGAUAAAUCAGCAAGGCGCCAUGCUGACGCUGGGCCUAUGCACGCGGGUCCCUCUCCUCUUGUGACCUUACGUCAUUUAAAACUCCCUUUACACAAUCGCCCUCCGCAACAGGCCAUGUUGACUCUUGGCGAGAUGCUCACACACGGUGUGGGCUGCAAGGCCAACCCCGUGGAGGCAAUGGUGUGGUUCAACAAGGCGUAUGCACGCGGGCUCGUGAGCGCGCUCAACGGAGUGGGAUACCUGCACGCUAAAGGGCUGGGGGUGCCUCAGGACUACCACAAGGCGGUGCAAAACUUUCUCACGGCUGCCCGGAAGACCCGGGAUGUGGACGCGUUGUACAAUCUGGGAAUGAGCCACCUUAGAGGGCAGGGCGUGAGACGCAACCCCAGCAAGGCGCUGCGGUUCCUGCAGCAGGCGGUGGAGGGGCAGCACGUGGGCGCCAUGUACCAGAUGGGCAAGAUGCAUCUGACAGGGACUGGGGUCCCGAAGAAUGUUGUCAUGGGAGUGGGGUUAGGCACAUCAGAAGAGGGGAAGGGGGCGAGUGGGUGGCAGCACGUGGGCGCCAUGUAUCAGAUGGGCAAGAUGCACUUGACUGGGACGGGGGUUCCCAAGAAUGUAGUUAUGGUGAGAUGGGUGCACAAAUACAGGAGCGGAGCCCAUGGGGGGUCAUGCUGCCCAUGGGGGGUCAUGCUGCCCCUCGCUCUCAUCGAGGCGGCGCGGCUACUCAAGGCAGUGACGGAGCGGGGGCCAUGGGGGGUCAUGCUGCGGUGGGCACACGCAUGCUUCAUGUCAUCCACCCACGGCCCCUCCCUCGGGUCCCUCUCUGUUCCCUCUGCUGUCAUCCCUGCCGCUCGCCUUCUAAAGGCGGUGGCGGAGCGGGGGCCAUGGGGGGUCAUGCUGCGGUGGGCACACGCAUGCUUCAUGUCAUCCACCCAAGGCCCCUCCCUCUGGUCCCUCUCCCGCUCCGCCUCCUCCUCCUCUCCCUUCUCCCUCUCCUUCUCCUUCUCGCUCUCCUCCCCGCUCUCCCCCCCCUCCCUCCGCUCCUCCUCCUCCUCUUCCUCCCCGUCCGCCUGGCCUGCUUCCUGUGAUGUGGGCACAUCGCUGAUGCUCUACUCGAGAGCUGCGGAGUUGGGGUAUGAAGUGGCACAGGGGAAUGCCGCCUGGCUGCUGGAUAAGUGCGUUCAUCACUUUGCAUCGUGUGAUGUGGCCACGUCGUGGAUGUUCUAUUCUAGAGCUGCCGAGUUGGGGUGUGAAGUGGCGCAGGGGAAUGCCGCCUGGCUUCGGGAUAAGAUAAGCCUGCCUGCAUCAUGUGAUGUGGCCACGUCGUGGAUGUUCUAUUCUAGAGCUGCCGAGUUGGGGUGUGAAGUGGCGCAGGGGAAUGCCGCCUGGCUUCUGGAUAAGAUAAGGUGGUUGGUGACUCGGUGCUGGACAAUGCGUGUGGUGGGUGACUCGGUGCUGGACAAUGCGUGUGUGGGCGCUCCUCGCAGCACCGCCACCAGCACUGCCACUUCAUCUUCCUCUGCUUCCUCUGCUUCACCUGAAGCGGUUCAGAAGGACAGGGAAGCUACAGAUGGGGUUGCAAGCGAUGAGAAUAACGCAGUGGGUGGAGAGGGGUCAGCAAGUGGUGGAGAGGGGUCAAGAGGUGCAGAGGCCGGUGCUACAGGUGGGGAACCGUCUCAAGGGGAUGAAUUAGAAGGCGGUGGGGUAGUGCAAGGGGAGGGAGGCAGAGCGGAGGAGCAGCAGGAGCAGAAUGAACAGAAGGGACAGAAGGAACAGCAGGAGCGGAGUAAGGAUAGUGUCACUAGCGGCAGGAGGGGUUGGAGGCGGUGCAGUGAGGCGGAGAGGCAUGAGAGGUCGCACCGACUGUGGCAGCUGGCAGCAGAGCAGGGCAGCGUGCAGGCAGCACUGCUGCUGGGUGAUGCCUUCUUCUACGGUCGAGGCCAGCCGCGGGACCUGCAGCGAGCAGCAGAGGCGUACUGGAGGGCGAGGGAGAAGGGCAGUGCACACGCCAUGUUCAACCUGGGGUUCAUGCACGAGCAUGGCAUGGGACUGCCCAGAGACCUGCAUUUGGCCAAACGAUUCUAUGACCAGGUUCUUGAUGCCUUCCCCCGGGCAGUGGUGCCGGUGAGAAUCGCCCUCUUCGGCCUCUGGCUGCGCAUGCAGUACGGCCACUACCCUCUUGUGUCCAAGGCAUUGGAUGUGUUGCCUGAGAUCGGCCCGGCCACGGCGGGGGCAUUGAAGGCGGCCCUGAGGGACGACACCAACGCCUACAUCGCUUCGCUCCUCGCUCUCCUGCUUGCCGUUCUCUUCCUGCGCUCCCAGCGCCGCCAGCAACGAGUGGUGCAGGCGUGA
Messenger RNA from Closterium sp. NIES-65, 3882 nucleotides. The record is from the annotation of a GenBank genome assembly. Lineage: Eukaryota; Viridiplantae; Streptophyta; Zygnematophyceae; Desmidiales; Closteriaceae.